AGUGAGAUAAAGAGGUUAGAAAAACACAUUUAAUCUCCCAGCACUCUAUAUAAAAAAGAUCAAUGAUGUGGUCGAUCAGUGGACACAUGCUGCUUUUGUUUAUCUUCAAGUCAGUUCAAACUACAACGCCUACCCGAACACCAUUGAAUCUAGACGUACAGACCUCGUUUAACAUUACAGAUUACCAGUUAUUCCCUACACUCUACGAUACAAUAAUUUCCAUGACAGAAAGUCCAAAUUUACCAGCAUACCGUUGCUAUUGGUUACCCACGUGUAUUUGUCGGGACGAAUCCGACUAUACGAAUGGGACAUAUAAACUUAUGGUCAACUGUACACAAAGUGGACUUUAUAAUAUUCCAGUAGGUAUACCUAACUCGACAACUGUUCUUACACUGGAUGGAAACUAUAUAAAGGAUAUCAAACAUGGAGCUUUCAAGAAUUUGGUCAAUUUGAAAUACCUUGAUUUGUCGAAUAACUUAAUUGAAGUGCUAGAUGAGAACGUAUUUGAAGGUCUUGAAAAUCUUCGGACACUUGAAUUGGGACAAAACAAAAUUCGCUACAAUAAUUAUUCUUUACCUCGUUUAAUUUUCAAUCCCCUGAAGAAGCUUGAAAGAUUAAAUCUACACCAAAGACUAGACAAUAUAGAUAUAAAUGAAUUUUAUCCAACAGAGACAUUGAAACAAUUGAAAACUUUGAAACAACUUUUGAUUGACGGUAUUGAAUCUCAUAAAUCACAUGCAUUUUCUAACAUGCCAAAUUUAAAGACACUUGACUUGAGUAGCGAAUACGGAAGGUGUAAUCUUACAAAAAUUGUUGUUAAUAUGUUUAAAGAUUUAGACAGUGUUUAUGACCUUAAAAUCAGUAACUGUAGCCUUGACUGUGUUGAAAAAGGCAGUUUUGCUGAGCUAAGAAAUCUAACGAAGUUGGACUUAUCUUUCAACGAGGGACUUGAAUUCAAAAAUGUAGCUAAUAUAACAUAUGGCUUACAAGGAAAACAUAUGAGGGAAAUAAAACUGGUAAAAAUCCAUAAAACGUUCGGUGAUUGUACACGAUUAGAAAAGGACCAUCUUGUGUAUAUGAAAAAUGUAACAAUACGAGACCUUUACCUUGAUAAUAAUCGACUUGCAUAUGUAAAUGAGGAUGCAGUAGAAUUUAUACCGAGGAGUUUACGCAAACUUUCCGUUACAAACAAUAUGCUGCUAGCUGGAGAAUAUAUUCAUAAAAUGUUUGAGGAAUCAGUAUUGAUAAACUUGAAAUUUCUAAUUUUGACUGACCAGAGCAUAAACUAUGACGCAGUGAAAUUUUUUAAUAACAAAACGAGAUAUAUGCUGAGAACAAACUCCCUGAAAAACUCCCAAAAAGUUCCAAACCAGAAAACGAAAUUUGAACAAGAAAACGGUCAUAAGAGUGAAAAAGAAAGAAAAGUUGAUGACGUGCUACCACAUUGCAGCAAUUGUCAUUCGCAAGGGGUCAAUUUUGAGACUAUAUUAUAUGUUCCUCCUGGAUUAAAAGACCUUGAUCUCAGUGGAUUACAAAUCAGAAACGAACUCAGAAAUAUAUGUUUUUGUGAACCGAACUUACUUUUGAGAAUGAAUUUAGAACGAAAUACAUUUUGGAGCUGGAAGGGACCGAUUGCGGGAUUGUCUAAGUUAAUUAAUCUCAACCUUGCAUGGAACUCCUGUGAUGACUUAUCAGAAGAUGCUUUUGACCAAUUUGAAAGUUUAAUACUUCUGGAUUUAUCGCGAAAUUUCAUUGAAGAGUUUUUAAGAAAAGACACAGAAGGAAGAAUUUUUAAGCACUUGAAAAAA
Molecule: messenger RNA, 1808 nt
Organism: Ruditapes philippinarum (Manila clam)
Lineage: Eukaryota; Metazoa; Mollusca; Bivalvia; Venerida; Veneridae
Product: toll-like receptor 4
Molecular function (GO): protein binding
Source: RefSeq, a predicted model, not a curated record